GGUCCGUUUUGUGUAAAUUUAUUUUGUUCAAUUUAUUUGUUUUCGGUUCGGAUUUCAGUGGUUUAUGAAAAGCUAUCUUCUUUUACAAUAAUUACAAUAUGUUUCUAGUAAUAUUGAAUACAUUAUGUGAAAGUUUCGAAUUAUUUCAGUGAUAGCCUACAUCAGAAAUCUGCUUUGUGUAUGAAGCUGUUUGGGUUGAGGAUAACUUAACACCUUGUGUUAAGUGGCUAUAAAUGGCUACUUGUGAUAAAUGGCUACUCCAGAACAAAUAUCUCGUCAAAGUCGCUGAAGACUUUUGAAAGCAGAAUGUAACAUGUGUGAUGAGAGCAGUUUGGUUGUGGUGGGGACAUGGAAUGUUGGAGUAUGCAGCUUGGCAUACUGAUUCACUCCUGUCAUGGACCACAGCUUUCAUGAUGCCACUUGACAGAUUGGUGGAGGUGGAUGCUGAUGUGAGCUGGGCGGCCGGGCAUCAUGAUGUCAUGUCCCGAAGACUUCUAGUAGGACUUGACAGUGGACAAAACGGACUUCGCAGCCACAGAACAACAUGGGUCACUUCUCUUCUGCUUCUGCUACAACGUCAUCUUCUUCUGCUGCUACUACUGAUACAGCUACUGGUACUACUGCUUCUACUGCUACUUCUACUGCUGCUACUACUGUUGCUGCUGCUUCUUUUUUGCUGAGAAAUCAACACUUUUGGACCUCUGUAGCUGAUUGCUGAUCAUUGCCGUAAUAAGGUGUUACAUCUGUGAGUUCACUUAGAUUAUGAUGAUUAUCUUUUUCUUCUCACUUUUCUUCUUCUUUAUCUCCUUACUAACAAAUUUA
Molecule: messenger RNA, 822 nt
Organism: Nilaparvata lugens (brown planthopper)
Lineage: Eukaryota; Metazoa; Arthropoda; Insecta; Hemiptera; Delphacidae
Exons: 5
Coding region: 321-680 (119 amino acids)
Source: RefSeq, a predicted model, not a curated record